AUGGAACGACCACCAAGAGCCAGUAGCAAAUUUCGCUUUCCUGGGUCCCAACGAGCCUUUUCAAGGAGGAAACCUGCAAACACUGAUUCUAAACCUCCAUCGCCAGCCAAUCCCUCAUCCGCCGUUGGAGAAUCUACUCGAGACCUAACAUCGUCGCCCAUCGAUGCUUCGCAAGCUAGUUUCAACGACCCGCCGUUUAUAGAACUACCAUUUUCAGAUCAGGCAGUUGUCAAUAUAGAUGGAGGAAACAACGUGGCGGUGUAUACCGAUAUGCUGCGAGCUGUACUGGGUGCUGGAUUUGGCAACUAUAAUAACCACACCAACGCUAAUACAGAAUCGCAAUCUCAGUCACCUCAACCGGAAAGUCCAACUAGGAGCCUUCCACGCAUGCCACGUACCAGCUCGCUUAAAAGACGCAUGACAGCGUCGUCGCCAGAGCCCGAGCACUCAACCUUAAGGCGGUCACGGUCGCUUAAGGCUAAAGACCUGGACUCUGACGACGCUGAUGAUGAUGGUCAUGAUGAUUCCAGAGUCAGUCAGACAUUCAGGGAUGUUGCUCGUCCAAAGAGGACUGUCUCCCGGCGUGGCCGGUUGGCAAGGAAGAUGUCGCUAAGUAAGGACUACAAAGCAAGAGCAUUUGAAAAGGUUGUGGAUACUAUACAAAAGGAAACUGUAAACAGAUACAUGGGAGGAGACAAGGUCGGCGUAGAGGUCGUAUGGAGAGACUUGGUAUAUACUGUAAAGGAGAAAGGUCGGUAUAAGACCAUUAUGAAGGGUGUAAAUGGUGCAGCCCGACCUGGCAAGAUUCUGGCGGUAAUGGGAGGAUCAGGAGCUGGAAAGUCAAGUCUUUUGGACGUCCUGAGUGGAAGAACUCAGUCCGGAAAAGUUACAGGUGACAUACGAUUCAACGGUCAUCCAUCUGAUACACUUUGGCGUCAGGAAAUCGGAUAUGUACAGCAGACGGAUCUGUUUCUUGAUACUCUGACAUGCAGAGAAAUAUUGGUCUUUGCGGCGAAGAUGAUGCUCCCAGAUACCCUAACUACAGCUCAAAAGCUAGACCGUGUUGCACAAGUUGUAUCACAAAUGCGGCUAAGUGGCUGCUUGGAUACUCGAGUCGGCGACUCAAUGAAGCGAGGAAUCUCUGGCGGAGAGAAGAAACGACUCCACAUCGCCGUGAAAUUGAUACCCAACCCUCGCAUCCUGCUGUUGGAUGAGCCAACGUCUGGGCUGGAUGCAUACAACGCCUUCAACGUUAUUGAAGCCAUCCAAGAUACAGCCAAACAAAACAAUUUAACGGUUAUCAUGACCGUGCAUCAACCCCGAAAAGAAAUUUGUGAUAUAUUUGAUCGAUUGUACUUACUCUCUCGUGGUCGAGUUGCGUUCUUUGGAAGCUUUGAUGUUGCUGUUUCAUAUUUCGAGUAUAUUGGAUUUGCAGUCCCUGAACAUACUAACCCUGUAGAUCACUACCUGGAUGUUUCCACUGUGGACACGUCGACUCCGCAGAGCUCUGUCUCAUCCAAGGCGCGGAUCGAACGUAUCACCACCGCUUGGAAGACUGAAUUCGAGGUUUACAUGUGUCCGUCGCUAGCAAGCCCUGUGGCAAAUAGCAAACCUGUAUCACGAUGGAGCAAUUUAGUUGUAUCUGUAAGUGGAAAGAAUGAUUUGGAUGACCAACGAGACGAUUCUGAGGCCGAGUCAAUCCAUUACGGAUUCAUUGGAUGGUGGUAUCGUCUUGGUCUCAUCAUACACCGAUCGCACCUGAUAUACAUUCGAGAUUGGGAACUGAUUGGUAUGGGACUUAUGGCCAAUACAGUGUUUAUCGGAACUAUGGGCUUCCUGUUCCCAUUUCUUGGUCUGGACCAAGUUCAUGCUACUAUGCGUCUGUCUCUCUUCUUUUACUUGGAGGUCGAACGAUUCAUGAUUGCCCUGUUUGGUGUCGUGCUUCGUCUCCCGUCAAGACUUGAUUUGCAUUAUCGAGAACGUACUGACGGACUGUAUACUGGUCCGUUAUGUUAUUGGGGACUGUAUAUCCAACAGCUCAGUUAUUGUUAUACGUGGAUUCCUUCGACAAUAGCCGUCUUUUACCUAACUGGACUACAAAGAGGGACGACUGGGCUAGUGACGAUAGCCUUGAUGUUGCUUUUCAAUUUGAUUGGUCAUUCGUUUGGAAUGGCUUUAGGAUCCAUAAGUAAAAGCACAUCAUUCAUCCUAAACGCUUCAGUCACGUACACAGCCAUUGCGCUCGCUUUUUGUGGGUAUUUGGCUACACCAGACAUCAUACCCAAACCUCUUCUAUUCAUGGUGUAUCUGAACCCAAUGUUCUACUUUUACGUGGCUGGCACCCAAAACGAGCUCUCUGGACUGCAAUUCACCUGUACUCCCAGCGACAUUAGGUGUAUACCGUCAGGAGAUAUCCUACUCGACGCUCGGUCUCUAAGAUUUGUGGCCAAGGAUGUGGCUGCUCUUGCCUUAUUUGCCAUCUUCAUUCUGGUUUCAAUUGUUGGUAUGGUCUUGUUUGAAAGGAUCACGAGGCCUCCAUGGAAACGGUCUGGCCGAUAA
Messenger RNA from Synchytrium microbalum, 2559 nucleotides. RefSeq lists its product as uncharacterized. The transcript has 12 exons. Gene Ontology annotation, molecular function: ATP hydrolysis activity; ATP binding; ABC-type transporter activity. The record is from RefSeq and is a predicted model, not a curated record. Bases 1 to 2559 code for a protein of 852 amino acids. NCBI's taxonomy places the organism in Eukaryota, Fungi, Chytridiomycota, Chytridiomycetes, Synchytriales, Synchytriaceae. Gene Ontology annotation, cellular component: membrane.